This is a messenger RNA of Phytomonas sp. EM1, 4950 nucleotides long. NCBI's taxonomy places the organism in Eukaryota, Euglenozoa, Kinetoplastea, Trypanosomatida, Trypanosomatidae. The record is from the annotation of a GenBank genome assembly.
AUGCUGUUCGAUAUUUUGGAUAUGACGGCAUCAUACAUUCAGAAUCUUCUUCUGCUUUUCGCGAUGGUACCAGAUGCCCUAAGCGAAUUGCGCUUCGAAAUCAAAACCCUAGUGGAACAGUUUGAGUUGUCAUUCUUCCAUCGGCUCGAUGAAAAUCAACGCUAUGAUAAACGGUUUCUCGGAAUCGAUCUACCCCUUUGGCUGCCACUUAACACCAAUUUAGAAUUCGCCACCCUCUGCAUCGUGGUGCCUCUCGGUUUGUCAUUGGUGAGCGUUUUAGCGCUUGAAAGCAAGCUCAUCUUCGUCUGGUUCGUCGCGAUGUUGGUGUCGCUCUUCACGUUUACUUUUGGUAUGCUUUUGUGGACGCAAAUAGGCGAGAUCAACGUGUGGGAUGGGCAACAUAUCACGAAAAUUAAGACCAAUAUGAACGGUUCCUUCGCCGCGGUGGGCGCGAAUACCAUCGAUCCGGCGAUUUCCGUGCGCAUCUGGAUGACGUGUACGGGCGCCGUCGGCUGCUUGGCGUUGAUUGUCAUCUGGAUUUGGCCGCUCCGCCGCGCGCUGCAGAAGAAAAAUGCGAAGAUUCGCGAUCAACUUCGCCAAUUCGAGCGCGAAGAAGAAGAAAAGAAGUCGAAACGAUCCCGGUGCACUUUAUCGUCGACCAGGGGCUGUGGCCAAGUGUCGUUGGACGACAAAGACUCCUCGGGAGUGGAGGCGGAGGCGUGGAUGACGGCGAAGGCGCUCGCGGAGCAUCGACUGCGGGAGUGGGGGAGGCAGCAAACCAUCCAGAACAGCAACCAUGCGGAUAUGGUGCUUCAAAUGGCAUUUGCCUGCGCGCUCUUCGUCUUCGGGUUGAUCUGCGUGAAUGCGAUUCCGCUCGCUCGGGAAGGGGAGCUUCACGAGAUCCAAACGAGCGUCGUCGCGCGAACAGUAGGGGCGAUCUCGCUGACGCUGUCGGUGCUGGCGGCGUUGUGGGGCCUUCUCGGCCUCUCACGCAGCGGCCGCGCCCUGCAGCUCGUCCUCGCGGAGUGCGCGUCGAUCAUCUUACUGAAACUCACCAUGCUCGCAGCCUCUUUUAUGUACAUCAUCAUCACCACCAAUAUGGUGUCGAUGCUGAGCUGCUACGAGGUGGUUUGCAAGUCCGGGACACGUCUUCCGAACGCGCGCACGCAUUUCCCCUACUUGUAUAAACGCACCUACCCCGAACCCGCACGCCGGAAUAUCAAUGAUACCAUCAACAAUAUGAUGGAAUCUAUUUCAUUGUCGGGUUGUGUUAUGUGUAAUGCGUUUGAUUUCGAGCAGCGCAGUCCGGAAGAUUUGAUUCAGACGGUUUGCAAUAGAACAACGCGAGAAUUCCGGAUCCUCUCUGACACCCGUGCGCCGUGUAACUCGAAGCGGACGCUUUCCCUUGUGAGUGAGCUGUCUAUUUCCAUCUUGUAUAUUUUAUUCCUGCCUUUUUUUCAGUAUUCUAUAUCGCGUUACGCGAUACGCCGCGUCAAGGAAGACUUCCCAAUCGAGCAACGCUUUGUAGACAUCCUGUCGACGAAGGAACUCAUUAUGGAGAAGCUGAAUACCUGCGACAAUGAGGCUUCAUUUUUGUACCGCGCGUAUAAGCCAGAGUUUGGGUAUUUCAAAAUAUCCUUCCUCAUACAAAGGGUUAUCCUCGCCGUGAUAAGUUUCGUUGUCUCCUAUGAUAUCAAUCAAUUUCACAGAUGGAUUGGUAUCUUCUUGUUUAUGACGAUCUGCUUGAUCAUGGCGGGCAUCCUGAUCGUCCUCCGCCCUUUUUCCUUCCCCACCGAGACGAUAUACUUUCCCACCACACAGAUCAUGAUAGCCAUCGCGAGCUUGCUGCUGCUUAUGAACCCCCAUGGCGGGAUAGCGAGGCCGUAUUCCAACCUCCUCGUAAUCUUGCUCGUUUUGGUGCCGCUGACGGUGCUAGCCAUCGCCUUCAUCAUCGGACUCCGGGAUGAACGCUCGCGGUAUGAACGGCUGCUCGAGCGCCUCAAAACGCGCUUUAUUGUCGGCCAACGCUACCUCCAGAGCGCGAUGGUCGGGGCAACGCGGCCGGGAAGCUCCGAAACUCCGCAAAGGGUGACGAAUGAGCGAUCAACGGAGAGCGCGAAUAGCAUCCAUCCCACAGUGUAUGAACUUCCAAGUGGUUUGACGAUGGAGUCCGUCGUGACCGGAUUUAAUUCCGAAAUGAGUUAUCCAUCUUUCCGCGCCUUUACCGACACCACGACCUUUAGAAACGACCAAGAGAAUGAGAAACCGUCGCGGCUACACUUUCGAUUGCUGACGCCGGAGAAUUCGAGCCGGGAAAUGGGCCAAAGCGGCGAGAUCGCCCCUUUUAGCGGCUCCGCGAGCCUGAUUUCGUUAUCGAAGGUGAUAUUACCGGAGCUGGUAACGCCUUGCCCGGAGUACGACCUCAGCCUUCGCCUUUUUAUGCCGAGUCUGUAUUUUAUCCAGCCGCUACGACGGGUGUAUGGGCAGGAGCAGCGUGGGUUGGAGUUGUCGCCCCACACCUCGAUGGAGUUGCCUAGGUGCACCAGCGUGCUUGGGCUGACCACGGAUCUGAGCGCGACGGAUUCCUUCGAGAUGACGUCUAUGAUGACGAUGGAAUUCAACUCCACGCAGUACGUCGAGGAGGAAGAAGUGGGAAAAGGGAGAGGGGCAUCGGGCUCGCCGGCGCCCCCCUCCAACGGCGGGAGCCUCGGUCGCAGGAUCGUCAACAGGAUGCGGCGUUUGAAGAACUCCGUGUUGGGGUUUAUUCCAUUUUUACGUGGGCGUGGCGUCGAGCUGGGUGCGACAAACCAAAGGCCCGCGGAUAGCUCCCUGCAGAAUUUACACCGCACGACCCUCCAGGACGCACGCACGAUGUUCAUCAACAUUGGUCGCUCUAUAACAUGCCGACCUAGUGGAGUACUGCAGAAGGUGUACUUUACCUACUUGAAGUAUCAACACAUCCUGCACGAGAAGAGGUUCUUACUGAAAAAUCCUAGAGGCGAGCAUGCCUAUAGGCGCUAUCGUCAACUGCACAUGCAGCUGCUGCACUCGCUGGACAAAACGGUUCUCACUCACAUGGAAAUCAUGGAGGUACGCCGUUUGAGCGAUUUGAAUACGGUGGACGCAUUGCGUAAAGGGACCGCGAUGGAUGACCCCCUACUCUUGAGUAUUUUUGGACCUCUUCAGGCGAGAAAAAGAUCAUCUCAGUUAAAAAAGCAAUGUCCUACGAUACCAGGGUCGCGGGAUGUUGAUUUGGCAGAUGCCAUGAGUGGUACGGUGUGCUUUCCAGGAAACAUUUCUGUGUAUAAUGUGUACGUCCUGUCAAAAAUGUGUAGUAUCUUCAAUGAAAGAAAUGUUUCGAGAAAUGUUUCGAAUCCUAUUCUAGAAGGUUCGCCAUCGAAUAACACCAACCAAUGGAAGGUUUUUAGUUCACCGGAAGAUGCCCAAAGCUCGUCCAAGCAGCUUAGCCCCGUACCGGCCACAGUCAACGUUUCGGUUCCCAAUCAUAAAGAUUUGAUAGCGCAUAGAAUGUUUGCCAUGAUCAAUAGGGUUCUCCAAAGGCAGGAGCAAGGAAAGAUUCACAUGUUAUGGAAGGAAUCUCGCAAUCUCUCCGGUGAAUCGCAAGACCACUCGGGAGGGGCCUGUUGUAUCAACGAAUCUGCCCGGCGUGAAUCAGGUGAGCAGAGAGGGCUCUUUCAGAAUAAAUCACCUGGUAUGAUCGCCCCUGCCCGAAAAAAUGUAUCGGGAAGGUCGCCAAAACCUCCGACUUUGCUCCCCAUGCCGGUCACCCGGCGUCCGAACCGAAGGGGCAGCAUCUUGACCUCUGCAAGCGUAUCCGAGAUGUCGGAGGAAACUUACAGUCUUCAGCCGAAAUGGCUCGCGCAAGCGACGAAACGCCUGCACACGAUGCGAUCCCACGCAAAGCAGCAUCUCGAGCGAGAGUCUCCGUCGAUGCCGAUACAUGAGGCAUCCGACUCCGAUGAUGAAUUAUCCGAGGAGGAACCUUCCGACUGGCGAAGUGACGCGUCGUCGUCGUCGUCGUCGUCGUCGUACAACGAAGCAGCCGAUCUCUUCCAGAACCUCCUGCAGACCCAUGAGGCGGAACUCCUUGCGGAACUCAAGCAGGGGCCGCACAGCGCGAUCCACGAAAGCGACGUCGCGAAGGCGAUGCGAGCGAAGCACGGUCUCCUCCCGCAGCUCCAGACGCAGGAUUCCGAGACCGGGGAGCGGUCGAGAUCGAUCUGUCCGGAAUUCAGCGACACCGUCAGCCCCUCUCGGAGGACGCGCGCGACGCCGCCGAAGCUCAAACGCGUCGUGGGGCGCACGCCCGGGGGGGGCAGCGACCGAACCCGCGCGAUGCGUCUUCGCUGCCAUUACAUCAAGCGCCAAGCCAGCCGCGCGGCGUACUUUAAAGGUGCGGAGCAGCUGCUCUUGGUGCAGCGCACGAUCGACAAGAAAAUCGACGCCGCGGUGGGGGGUAUGUUCAGCCGUCUCUUUAUGAUCCUAGGCAUCGUUGCGACCAUCGCGAUCGCGCUGACGAUCGGCGGGAUGCUCUACGAGAUCGACCGCAGCUACCUCGAUGGCACGCAGGAAUCGGGGAACGGCCUCUCCUACGCCCUCGCCGGGUACGCCUCCUGGGAGGAUUUCACGCGGCAUUGCGUCUGCAUCGCGUCGAACCGCUCCAUCGCCGUCUUUCCGUUUUACAUCACCGACGUCGAGGAGUGGAUCUGCGCGAAUGGGAUGACGAAGGAACGGGUCCGGCGUAGCAUCUCGGCCGAUAACGGCGAGGUCUUUCAUGACGGCUAUGCCAUCCGGCCGCUGUGUGGGAUGAACUUUCUCGCGGGCUGCCAACUCGACGUCGUGACGCCCGCGGACACCUCGGAGGAGGCCUUUGUGGCACUCGUGGGGUGCCCAAAGGAGUUCUCAGCGGAGCAGCGAAAACGGUGGUAG